GUCGUGAGGUAAAAGGGACGUCACGGAACAGAGGAGGGCGGAGUUUCCCUCCUGGAGGAAGAGCUGAAUUUGCAGAACAGCCCUGUUUGCCUUUUCCUGCCGUCAUGGCUGAGCCCAUCAAAGGCCCGCUGGCCCGGACAGUUUUGCAGCAGUGCCGUCAUGCUAGGCUGCAGGUGAAGCCUCCUGAGCAGGGCUCCGAAGCAGAAUGGGUGGAGAUCCAGCGAGGACUUAUCAUAUAUGUAUGCUUCUUCAAAGGGGCCAGUGAAGAAAUUACUUCUAAAAUGGUCAGUACACUCUUGAAUGUGAAGUUAAGUGAAACUGAAGGUGGGAAGUAUGUUUCUAUUCUGGAUUUGCCAGGAGACAUCUUAAUAAUACCUCAGGCCACACUGGGUGGUAAGUUAAAGGGAAGAGGCAUGCAAUAUCACUCCAAUAUUGAAAAGGACAUUGGGCUGGCACUCUAUUCCCAGUUUGUGGUUCAGUGUGAAAGAGAACUGGCUGCUAAUGCCAAAUGUUUUGAGGCUGGUGUUGUUCUCAGGCAUGGCACAUACGGAAACCGGCAAGUGUUGACGGUGGAUACAAAUGGACCUUUUACUCAUAUGAUUGAAUUUUGAAAUUUUUAAGGAGGACAUAUAGUCUGACAGAUACAGUACGAUUGUGCUGAUAGGCAGCAAUAUAGUUAAUUUAAUUCAAAUGUUUGAGAGAAAUGAAAAGACUUCAGUAAAUGAAUACCAGACUAAAUAAAUGUUACUGCUUUAUGAGAA
Messenger RNA from Anolis sagrei ordinatus, 761 nucleotides. RefSeq names its product D-aminoacyl-tRNA deacylase 2 (gene DTD2). Gene Ontology annotation, cellular component: cytoplasm. The record is from RefSeq and is a predicted model, not a curated record. Gene Ontology annotation, biological process: tRNA metabolic process. NCBI's taxonomy places the organism in Eukaryota, Metazoa, Chordata, Lepidosauria, Squamata, Anolidae. Gene Ontology annotation, molecular function: D-tyrosyl-tRNA(Tyr) deacylase activity.